AUGGCCGACCCCGUAUUGAACGACAUCUCGCACAGGCGCUUCAACCUACUACGCGGCAGUUGGAUAUUAGUUUCUCCGCAUCGUACAAAGCGGCCAUGGCAAGGCUCCCAGGAAUCGCCAACCAAGACUACGCUGCCAGAGUACGAUGAAAAGUGCUAUCUAUGCCCUGGCAACACUCGAGCAAAUGGAGAGCACAAUCCCAAGUUCGAAGACACCUAUGUCUUUGUCAAUGACUACAGCGCCGUCAUGGAAGAGCAGCAGGAGUAUCGCCCCGACAGCAAAGACGGAUCUCUGGCUUCUCGACUACUCCGUGCUGAAGCCGUGACGGGAAAGUGCUACGUCAUCUGCUUCUCACCCUCCCACAACCUCACGCUGGCCGACAUGACGCCCAGCCAGAUUCUUCCAGUCGUCGAAACCUGGACGAACAUCUACGCCACACAUCUGGACCCGAAAUCGCCAUUGGCUAAACUUGCCGCUGCGAUGCAGCUACCCCAGCUCUCUCAGGGCCCUCUAUCUGCCCCAAACGCCCAAUAUCGGUAUAUGCAGAUCUUUGAGAACAAGGGCACAGCCAUGGGCUGCUCGAACCCGCAUCCUCACGGACAGGUCUGGACUACUACUUCGCUCCCAGAAGAGCCAGCCAUGGAGUUGGUGCAACUAAGCAAGUACCGGAGAGAACACAACGGCUGCCACAUGCUGGUCGAUUACGCGCAACUCGAGUCUCAAGAGAAGAUUCGCACCGUCUUCGAGAACGAGAGCUUCUGGGCCGGUAUUCCAUACUGGGCAGUCUGGCCCUUUGAGGUGAUGAUUGUAUCUAGGCAACACAAGCGAUCCCUAGUCGACUUUACCAAAACCGAGCGUGCACAAUUAGCCGAGUGCAUAGCAGAAGUCACUAGGCGAUACGACAACCUCUUUGAAACGCAAUUUCCCUACAGCAUGGGUAUCCAUCAAGCUCCCCUUCAAGGAACAGCAGAUGAGCUCGAAUCCAGCCAUUUCCAUAUUCACUUUUACCCACCCCUACUUCGAAGCGCCACGAUCCGUAAAUUCCAGGUCGGUUAUGAGAUGCUCGCUGAACCACAGCGUGACAUCACCCCUGAGCAGGCUGCCGAGCGCCUGCGAGCGUGCGGCGGUGAACUCUACCGCAAGAAGCUCGAAGCUUCACCAACCAACGGUGUCAAUGGUGUGAAUGGAGUCAACGGUACCAAUGGUAUCAAUGGCCACCAUUGA
Plenodomus lingam JN3 is the source of this 1224-nucleotide messenger RNA. It is a transcript of the gene GAL7, whose product is annotated as galactose-1-phosphate uridyl transferase. Gene Ontology annotation, biological process: beta-D-galactose catabolic process via UDP-galactose, Leloir pathway. The record is from RefSeq and is a predicted model, not a curated record. Gene Ontology annotation, cellular component: cytoplasm. NCBI's taxonomy places the organism in Eukaryota, Fungi, Ascomycota, Dothideomycetes, Pleosporales, Leptosphaeriaceae. Gene Ontology annotation, molecular function: UDP-glucose:hexose-1-phosphate uridylyltransferase activity; zinc ion binding.